This is a messenger RNA of Eutrema salsugineum, 915 nucleotides long. RefSeq names its product transmembrane emp24 domain-containing protein p24delta10. Gene Ontology annotation, cellular component: endoplasmic reticulum; COPII-coated ER to Golgi transport vesicle; Golgi apparatus. Bases 95 to 739 code for a protein of 214 amino acids. Lineage: Eukaryota; Viridiplantae; Streptophyta; Magnoliopsida; Brassicales; Brassicaceae. The transcript is spliced from 4 exons. The record is from RefSeq and is a predicted model, not a curated record. Gene Ontology annotation, biological process: Golgi organization; endoplasmic reticulum to Golgi vesicle-mediated transport; intracellular protein transport.
AUCAACGUAUACGCGUGUUUCGUCUCUAUGAACGAAACGAUCGAGGAGGAAGCAAAGGAGAAAGGAAGAUUCUGAAUUCUCCGAAUUUUCGAAAAUGUUGCUCCGUUCCCAAAAACUAUGGACGGUGCUUUUGAUUCUAGGGAUUUGGUCUCGAGUUUCACACUCGCUGCACUUCGAUCUGCAUUCAGGUCGCACAAAGUGUAUCGCCGAAGACAUCAAGAGCAAUUCCAUGACUGUUGGAAAGUACAGCAUCGAUAACCCUCACGAAGGCCAGAAUUUGCCUCCAUCUCACAAGAUCUCCGUCAAGGUAACGUCAAGCUCCGGGAACACAUACCAUCACGCGGAUCAAGUGGAUUCAGGGCAAUUCGCGUUUUCGGCAGUGGAAGCAGGGGAUUACAUGGCUUGCUUCUCUGCCGUCGAUCAUAAGCCUGAGGUUUCGCUGAGCAUUGAAUUUGAGUGGAGGACGGGUGUUCAAUCCAAAAGCUGGGCUACUGUUGCCAAGAAAAGCCAAAUCGAAGUUAUGGAGUUCGAGGUAAAGAGCCUUCUUGAUACCGUCAAUUUGAUUCAUGAAGAGAUGUUUUAUCUUAGAGAAAGGGAAGAAGAGAUGCAAGACCUGAACCGGUCAACAAACACUAAAAUGGCAUGGUUGAGUUUCCUCUCUUUAUUCGUCUGCAUAGGAGUUGCGGGCAUGCAGUUUUUGCACCUGAAGACGUUUUUCGAGAAGAAGAAGGUCAUCUAAGAUCCUAGGCAGUCACACGCGCACACACACACACACACACACUCUCUCUUUUCAAAACCCAAACAAACAAUUUCCUUUUCUUUGGGUGUUGUACUUGUACAUUAGAUCAAUGGCUUCAAGCAUGUUCUCUGAGACUUGGAUAUUUGAUUUAUGUGGCAGCAGUAUUGCCCUUUCUG